AUGCUGACAGAUGAUACAGCUGAGGAGAAUCACAACAAAGUCGACUUAGCUACUCACCGGAGUCUUGUAAUGGACCGUCUUCACCGCUUCAAACCAUCUUUAUCACAAAUACCGGAGUACUUCCCUACCGGCCACGACGAAGCAGAGUCUUUGUUCGAUGAAAUGCUUCAAAAGAGCGUCACACCGAAGGAUGAUAUAGCCUUGCUUUUCUGUGGAAGUGGCGACGCGAGACACGUGUUUGCAACAAUCUUGUCUACAGCGUCUAGAGAACGUUUGAUAGAGACCAAACUGUGCAGAAACAUCCACUUCACCAUGGUAGACCACAGCCCUCCCGUAUUUGCGAGAAAUCUUCUUAUGUUCGAGAUGCUGAGUCACUAUUGGGUCCUUAAGUCCCAGAACGCGCCAGGGUGUGAGGAUAUGACGUCUGUGAUGGCAUAUAUCUAUACGUGCCAUCUUAUUCCGCCCUUUGUAUAUGAGAAGGCGUUGGAGUACAUCGACCAUUUGCUUAGCAAAUUGGGCCACGGUAAAUUAUUAACUCCUGGCUUGUUGUUGGCUUCGAAGGAUAUUCCUGCUGUUACACAUGUUCUCAGGCAGUGGAGACAAGGACUAGGUUCGGAGUACUGUGUUGCAGAUGUUCGCACUUACCUAAGCCAAGCUGUUGAUACACAUGGAUUCUUAGCCAUGGCUUUUGACCAAGCCAGAGCGGGGGAGUUUGAUCGCAAAUCCUUUAAAAGUUUAGGGGUUCUCUUUUCGACUCACAGUUUUGUUGAGAACCGAGAACCUGCCAUUUAUAAUCUGAUCGAUGGGUUUAGUCGGAACAACGAAAUCCAGGAAAUAUCCGCAUAUAUCAACGACAACUGGAAAAUCAACCCAACUCUUUUUGACCUUGACCUUGAGAAUCUUCGAGGUCAAGAAUACGGCCUCUUCACAACUUUAGAGUUCUUGCCAAUGUCUAUUGUGAAUAGAUUCGAGAGUGUCGUCGAGACUCCCGGUCUGACUAUUCCAGAUUUUGGACAAAUACUGGAUAACCUAGGCCAUGCAUUACUCAACUUGGAACAUAGGCUCACGAUUGAGCUUAUAAUUGGCGAUAUGGCAGAUGUCAUGGAUCGCAUUCGGUAUGAUAUCUUGGACCAUCGCAUGGGAAUGUCUGUAUCCAAGCAAUAUCCCAAAGUCUAUGACCGUAUUCACUUGAGUAACAUUCCGGACUAUGUUGGUGGGCCUCUGACUGUAUUCACUUGUUGCCCUGCACUUCUUAGUAAAGACAGAGCUUCUACACUACAAUUCCGAUGCCUACUCAACCCGUCAAGGUUCAGAGGCCACCAGGACUUCCAGAGCGAGUAUUUAAGUAUGUAUGAUAACGAUCAGAUUGCUCAGCACUUUCACCUUCGACGACAGCCUUCUGCAGCUGACUCGAACCCCAAACGCCAUGAACUCGCCGUUAGCACGAACGAGUAUCUCAGCGCUUUUCUUUUAGAGUACUAUAUGAUAUGGGAAUACCAAGAUGAAAGGCCGAUUCACGUUGACGAAGGACUAUCAAAGUCUAGCUUUGAGAAAUGGGUCUACUCAAUACUGCUCAAGAUCUGUUUGCCCUAUGAGCGUACGCUGAUCAGCGAUCGGCCGGUGGAGUCACCAUUGAACCUGACGCAGUUCUUUCGGCUCUUGGUACACCUGUCUGAGAUUGGAUACCCUGCUCAUUGGCUGUCCAAUAUCAUCAGGACGGCCUGCUCGGGGACAAUCAACACAACUGCUCGCGCUCCUUGUGAGCUUAUUGCAACGCCCGAGGUUCUUGACCUAGACCAUCCAAACGAAAUACUGAACCUGCAGCCUUGGACCUAUGAGCUGACUACCUUGUUGAGCAUCUGGUACAACCUCUUACCGUUUGAACAUAUCCCAAUAUCAAAUUGCAUUUCACCACUCUCUGCAAUUUCCCAGUACAGUGUUACAUUCCCUAGCUUUAGGAGUGGGAAUCUUUAUCUACCUCAUUUCAUGAUUCUGUUCUGGAAUGUAGAGACAGCUCCGCAGCCUCCUACAGACAUAAGGCAUCUUUUAUUGAACCAACUAAGCGCUACGACAGCAACGCAUCAUAUUCACAUUGUCACAUGUUUCCAGCAUAACAUCCACAUCAACACGUCUACGUUUUGGCUACGAGAUGAUGUUGUUGAAACUAUAAAGUUAGGAAGCUGGAAAGUAUACAUUGCCAGGACUGACAGUUGGGUUGUCGAAAGCCAGGGUGUUGAGGUUUCUAAUGGAUUGAUAAAGCUAGAGCGGUGGUUAUAG
Molecule: messenger RNA, 2277 nt
Organism: Fusarium sp. VM40
Lineage: Eukaryota; Fungi; Ascomycota; Sordariomycetes; Hypocreales; Nectriaceae
Source: the annotation of a GenBank genome assembly